AUUUUAUUAAUUAUUAUUUUCUAUUGGUUGACGACGACGACGAAGAAGACAAACAGCAAAAACAUAAAUAAGAAAACGAAGACUCCAAAAUCCCAAGUCAAGCUAAUUUUUCCUUAGAGAAGAAGAGAGAAGGAAGAUUCGCAUUCACGUUCAAUGGAGAAAUUGGAAUCGGAGAUGGAGUCUAUGAGGCUGCAAUCGAGUGACGACGAGCACGACCAAGUGGAGGAUUUUUGCAGGGACAACGGCUCUCCGUUUCGAGAGAAGGUGGACACCGCCGAGGAUUGGAGAGAGACUAUCAACAAGGUGGUUCCCGCCGUGGUGGUGCUGCGUAUUACUGCCUGUCGCUCCUUCGACACCGAACUUUCCUCCUUUGGCUCCGCCACGGGGUUCGUCGUCGAUAAGCAACGUGGCAUCAUCCUCACCAAUCGCCACGUCGUUAAGCCUGGCCCAGUAGUUGCACAGGCUAUAUUUGUGAACCACGAAGAAAUUCCUGUGUAUCCUAUAUACCGGGAUCCAGUCCAUGAUUUUGGCUUCUUUCGUUAUGAUCCUGGUGCAAUACAAUUUCUAAACUAUGAGGAGAUUCCUCUUGUCCCUGAGGCUGCUUGUGUUGGACUGGAAAUCAGAGUUGUUGGCAACGAUAGUAACGAGAAGGUAUCCAUUUUGGCUGGCACUCUUGCUCGUUUGGAUCGAAAUGCUCCUACAUAUAAAAAAGAUGGUUAUAAUGACUUCAACACAUUCUACAUUCAAGCAGCAUCUGGAACUAGAGGUGGUUCUAGUGGUUCACCAGUGAUUGAUCGGCAAGGCAAGGCAGUGGCUUUGAAUGCUGGGGGCAAGAACAACAGGUCAUCAAGUUCUUCAGCCUUCUUUUUACCUUUAGAGCGUGUUGUUAGGACAUUGAAACUUAUCCAGAAGGGUAAAGAUUCUAAUAUAAGCAAAUGGGAGACAAUUUUUGUACCGCGUGGUACACUUCAGGUGACAUUUUGCUAUAAAGGAUUUGAUGAGGUACGUCGACUUGGUCUUCAACUUGAAACAGAGCAGAUGGUACGGCAAGCUUCUCUAACAGGUGAAACCGGAAUGCUUGUUGUUCACUCUGUGGUCCCAGGUGGUCCAUCUCAUACGCAAUUGGAGCCAGGGGAUGUGCUAGUUCGUGUGAAUGGAGAAGUAACCACUCAAUUUUUGAUAUUGGAGACACUGCUUGAUGACAGCGUUGGCAAUGAGAUUGAAUUACAGAUUGAAAGGGGUAGCACUUCUUUGACAAUAAACAUAAUGGUUCAAGAUUUACACUCAAUUACUCCUAACCACUUCUUAGAAGUAGGUGGAGCAGUGAUACAUCCUUUGUCUUAUCAACAGGCUAGAAACUUCCGCUUCCAUUGUGGUCUUGUAUAUAUUUCAGACCCUGGAUAUAUGCUAUUUAAAGCAGGAGUUCCUCGACAUGCCAUCAUUACGAAGUUUGCUGAUGUAGAGAUAUCACAACUUGAAGAACUAAUCUCAGUUUUUUCUAAGUUGUCAAGGGGCGCUCGAGUGCCAUUAGAGUAUAUAUACUACAGGGACCGUCAUCGAACGAAGUCUGUCCUGGUCACAAUAGACCGCCAUGAAUGGUAUGAUAUUCCAAAGAUAUACACUCGCGAUGAUAGUUCUGGUUUAUGGAUAGCAAGGCCUGCUAUUCCACUUGAGUCCCUGCUGCUCGCAUCUUGUGUUGGUGAUCUUGGACAAGGUUUGAAAGAAGAGACAUCUGCAUUAAGCAGUGAAUAUACUGUUGUGGAAAACACGCCUCAAGUUAAUGACUUGGAGUUAAGUAACAGUAUUGCUAGCAUGGAAGCCAAUUAUGAUCAAGCUACUAAGGAAGUUUAUUCGACAGAUGAAUAUGAUGUUCCCAUAAAUACACAAGUACUAGGUGAUUUGUCUAGAAGAGGAAAUGGUGUGGCCGACAGUUCCUCACAUGAAAGUGGAGAAAUUAAGCUGGAGGAUCCAAUGAUCAUGGAAAGUGCAAAUUCAAGCCUCCAUGAAUACACAACAAAAGCUGCAACUAAUGGUUUAUUUCCAGAAUGUAUGAUAGAGCCUGCUCUUGUAAUGCUUGAGGUUAAUGUGCCUCCAUCAUGUUUGCUUGAUGGUGUCCAUUCACAACAUUUUUUCGGAACUGGUGUCAUUGUACACCAUUCUCAAGGAAUGGGAUUGGUUGCAGUUGACAAGAACACGGUUGCAAUAUCUGCAUCAGAUGUGAUGCUAUCCUUUGCUGCGUAUCCUAUUGAAGUUCCAGGGGAGGUGGUUUUUCUUCAUCCUGUUUACAAUUAUGCUCUUGUAGCAUAUAACCCCUCAGCUUUGGGAGCUGUAGGUGCUUCAAUGGUCCGUGCAGCUGAACUCCUUCCGAAGCCUGAACUAUGUCGUGGAGAUACAGUAUAUCUUGUGGGGCUAAGAAGUCUAAAAGCAGUCUCUAGGAAGUCAACUGUGACAAACCCUUGUCUUUCAUUACAUGUUAGCUCAGGUGAUCCUCCAUGUUAUAGAGCAACAAAUAUGGAAGUGAUUGAGCUUGAUUCUGAUUUUGGCAAUGCAUUUACGGGAGUUCUAGGUAAUGAGCAUGGAAAGGUUCAAGCUAUAUGGGCAAGCUUUUCAAGUUCAACUAAGGUUCUCACUGUUUGUUUUGUUCUCCUAGUUUUCUUUGUUAUGGUAUUAUGCAACUACUUAAACCUUCAUUUGCAGCCAAAAUCUGGUGGCAGUCCUCAAUUUGUUAAAGGUAUUCCAAUCCAUAUGGUCAGCCAAGUACUUGAAAAGAUCAUAUCUGGUGGAGACGGACCAUCUCUUCUCAUAAAUGGUGUCAAAAGGCCAAUGCCACUUGUUAGGAUUUUAGAGGUUGAACUUAUCCCUAGAUUGCUUUCAAAGGCUCGGAGUUUUGGUUUGAAUGAUGAUUGGAUCCAAGCUCUUGUCCGGAAGGAUCCAAUAAAGCGACAAGUUUUACGUGUUAAAGGUUGUUUGGCUGGAUCUAAGGCUGAGAACCUAUUAAAACAAGGUGACAUGGUGCUGGCAGUCAAUAAGGAGCCAGUUACUUGUUUCCAGGACAUAGAAAAUGCUUGCAAGGCAUUAGAGAAGCAUGGUGACAAUGAUGGGAAACUCAGCUUGACCAUUUUUCGACAGGGAUGUGAAGUUGAUCUUCUUGUAGGAACAGAUAUUAGAGAUGGGAAUGGCACAGCACGAAUGAUAAAUUGGUGUGGAUGUAUUUUGCAAUAUCCUCAUCCAGCAGUGCGUGCUCUUGGUUUUCUUCCUGAAGAAGGCCAUGGUGUGUAUGUUGCAAAGUGGUAUCGGGGGAGUCCUGCAGAUAGAUAUGGUUUAUGUGCUCUUUGUUGGAUAGUUGAAGUCAAUGGAAAACCAACUCCUGAUUUGGAUGCUUUUUUUAGCCUGACAAAGGAAUUAGGCAGCGAGGAAUUUGUUCGCAUAAGAACGAUUAAGUUGAAUGGAAAGCCACAAGUGCUAACAUUGAAGCAAGACUUGCACUACUGGCCUACAUGGGAAUUGAGAUUUGACCCAGACACUGCAAUUUGGCGUAGAAAGAUGAUCAAGGCACUGCAGUAGCGGGUAGCGGAGUGUGCUUGAUUUUAUAAUGUGUAAAUUUUCCUUGGAAACAACUCUAUAUGUUGCGUAAAGAAAUAGAAGAUUGUCCAAUUUGAACCUUGAAAAGAAACGGCAAGCACCCAUUUGGCUAUUGUAACAGGUUAUUGCCCAAAACAUUAUCAUCUACUGAGACAUUAUAAUUCAAAACAUCUAUAUUAAGUGUUUGUGAAAAAGAUAUAUAUGAGCCCUUGAAUUUUUAUUUUUA
Molecule: messenger RNA, 3808 nt
Organism: Hevea brasiliensis (rubber tree)
Lineage: Eukaryota; Viridiplantae; Streptophyta; Magnoliopsida; Malpighiales; Euphorbiaceae
Product: protease Do-like 7
Exons: 23
Coding region: 154-3564 (1136 amino acids)
Biological process (GO): proteolysis
Molecular function (GO): serine-type endopeptidase activity; protein binding
Source: RefSeq, a predicted model, not a curated record